This is a messenger RNA of Vicia faba (fava bean), 1785 nucleotides long. Lineage: Eukaryota; Viridiplantae; Streptophyta; Magnoliopsida; Fabales; Fabaceae. The record is from the annotation of a GenBank genome assembly.
AUGUUGGAUGGACUACUCGGCAAAACCUUCGCCGCUAAAUGUAAACCGUUACUAAAAUUAACCAAGAAUCGGAUUGAAGUCAUAAGAAGGAAGCGAAGAGCUACAGAGAAGUUUCUCAAGAAAGAUGUCGCUGAUCUUUUACACAGCGGUUUGGAUAUCAAUGCCUACGGAAGAGCGGAAGGACUCUUGGUUGAGUUGAUGCUGUCAUCUUGUUAUGGUUUUGUGGAGAAAUCGUGUGAGCUUCUGUUGAAGCAUCUAUCAGUCAUGCAGAAGAUUAGUGGCUGCCCUGAGGAAUGUAGGGUGGCAGUAUCAUCUUUGAUGUUUGCAGCUGCAAGAUUUUCCGAUUUACCAGAGUUACGUGACCUUAGGCAAAUAUUUCAGGAGAGAUAUGGGAGUUCCAUUGAGUGUUUUGUCAAUAAAGAGUUUGCUGCAAAUUUGAACUCAAAAUCUUCUACAUUGGAGAAGAAGGUCUGCUUGAUGCAUGAAAUUGUAUCAGAGUUUUCAAUAAACUGGGACUCCAAGUCUUUCGAGUUAAGAAUGUCAAAACCAUCUGCAUUUGCACAGGAUCGGAGUGCUAUUUUAUGUAACAAUUUGUGUGAUUAUGAGAAAUCAUCAUUCAGCAAGGAUUUUAACCAGAAAGAUGUAACAAAUGAUGUUAUGUUGGAGAAUCACAAGGAAGAUGGUAUCCCAAAUAUAGAUUGUCAUGAUCUUCAGCAUCAAUCCACUGUCCUUGGAAAUGGAUUCAAGCCACUAAAUGGUCGUGAAGUUCUUGGGCAAAAGGAUGGCCAUGAUAAUUAUUUAACAGGAACGGAAGGGGUUACUGCUACAAAGACUGAUAGAAGCUAUCGGAAGGAGGGUAGUAUGCUAAAACAAAUUGGACGUUCAUUUCUGGAGAAAAAAUUGGAACAAUUUGAAGAUGGUUCCAAGCUGCAUGACAGUUUGGGGAAUACGACUCCAAAAAAAAGCCAGGACACUACAACUUCUACUCGAGUAGGCUCACGUUUCAAGAGUAAUGCGAAGCAACCGCGUGCUGAAAUACCUAUGCACAAAUUUGAGAGAAAAGUUCAAUAUGAUGAAAUGCCUAUGCCAAAGCCUUGCUUUAGUAAUGUCAUUCCACCUCCAUAUGUUAAACAUAAUUCUAAGCAUCAGAACACAACACGUGGAGUCAAUAUUGUAUCUUCACAUGCUGAUAGUGACGGUUUCUUUACAUGUCCUUCGGUUCAUGAAAACUCUGAUGCUGCUUCCAUGUCAGGAAGGAUCCAAAUUGGUUCGAAUGAAUCUGACCUUAAUUGGAAGGCAAGUAGACACACAAGACUGAGCAAACAGAGUCCUAAAAAUGAAUACUAUUUUCCUGAAGAUGCUAAAGAAAUCCUUAUGGUAAAACCAAAAUCUACAAGGAGGAAGCACUCAAGAUCACGAUCUAGUCACUAUGAUGCCCCUAAUGUAGAUACUGAACUUGUGAGAAAAGCAAGGAGCAGAAGCAAGAGACGAGGUGAAUCAAGACGUGGUCAGCGAAAUUUGUUUGAGGAUGAGCGGCAUCAAAAGGCUGAAGAGGAAAGAAAUGGAAGUGGAGAUGGAUCUGAUAAGACACCAGAGAUUGUUACUCUUGCCCUACGAUCAGUUUCUCUUCCCCGUGAACAAACUAGAGUAGUAGAAGCUAAGAAAGAGUUUGUUCGUGCUGCCUCUUUUCAGCCAAAUAUGUUGCAUGACGUUCGGCAUGUGCAUCCCAAGCUACCUGAUUAUGAUGAUUUAGCAACUAGGCUUGCUUCCUUGAGAGGAUCAUAA